This is a messenger RNA of Colletotrichum paranaense, 945 nucleotides long. RefSeq names its product ADP-ribosylation factor family protein. NCBI's taxonomy places the organism in Eukaryota, Fungi, Ascomycota, Sordariomycetes, Glomerellales, Glomerellaceae. Gene Ontology annotation, biological process: intracellular protein transport; vesicle organization; membrane organization. The annotation marks the transcript as partial. Gene Ontology annotation, molecular function: GTPase activity; GTP binding. The record is from RefSeq and is a predicted model, not a curated record. The transcript has 5 exons. Gene Ontology annotation, cellular component: COPII vesicle coat; endoplasmic reticulum exit site.
CCGAGAUUUAAGGCACACCCACCUCAACACACUGCAAUUCGCAACAGCAAAUGCGCCAGCCAGAACAGCCAGCACGCACCACCUCUCACUCACUUGCUGUCUUGCUGUUCUUCCCGACUCUCCGACCCAGCUCCCAUCUCUCCUGGUAGCCCACCAAGCCUACUGUGUAAGGUGGCCCCCAGCUCAGCCAGUCCCGUCCCGCCCAGUCCAGACCUUGGUACCUCGCCAUUCGUACACGCCCGCCGCCGCCUUGUCUCCUGGGAGCAAAAGCCCGAACAUCGAAACCUCCCCGACCUCAACCUACCGACUCCACCGUCAUCCACGAACCACCCUCACAAUACAGACAAUAAUCUCGCUCCUUCGUCGUCAAGAUGUGGAUUAUUAACUGGUGUAUUCUACGACGUCCUCUCAAGCCUCGGCUUGCUCAACAAGCAUGCCAAGCUUCUUUUCCUUGGCCUCGACAAUGCCGGAAAGACCACCCUCCUGCACAUGCUGAAGAACGACCGUGUCGCUAUCCUCCAGCCUACUCUUCACCCCACUUCCGAGGAGCUCGCCAUCGGCAACGUGCGCUUCACCACCUUCGAUCUCGGCGGUCACCAGCAGGCCCGCCGCCUGUGGAAGGACUACUUCCCCGAAGUCAACGGCAUCGUCUUCCUCGUCGACGCCAAGGACCACGAGCGGUUCCCCGAGGCCAAGGCCGAGCUCGACGCCCUCUUGUCCAUGGAGGAGCUGGCCAAGGUGCCCUUUGUCAUCCUCGGCAACAAGAUUGACCACCCCGACGCCAUCUCGGAGGAGGAGCUCCGUCACCAGCUCGGCAUGUAUCAGACCACCGGCAAGGGCAAGGUGCCUCUGGAGGGAAUCCGACCUAUCGAGGUCUUCAUGUGCUCCGUUGUCCUCAGACAAGGAUACGGUGACGGUAUCCGGUGGCUCUCGCAGUACGUCUAA